AUGGACAAGCUGCAAACCGUUGUCAAAAUCCCCGCUGCAGAUGACGCGAGCGAUAAAAUUCUGAUCGGCAGACUCGCCGACAUUGUCAACACAUCUUACAAGAUAGCCGAAAGUGAUAUCUUUAUCCCUUCAUACAAACGCACCUCGGAAUCGGAAAUUGCACAAUUAAUUAGCAACGGCCAACUUGCAGUCGCAUACCUUGUCUCCAACAACGAACCCAUCGGUUGCGUCUUUGUCAAAUUGCUCACGCCCACUCUUGGCGACUUUGGCAUGUUGGCGCUCGACACCAAAUAUCAAGGCACUGGCUUGGGACGUCAGCUGGCCGCCUUUGCGGAGGAUGAGUGCCGAAGGCGAGGUUGCACAGCUAUGCAGCUGGAAAUUCUCGUUCCGUCAACGUUUCACCAUGAAGGAAAGGCCAGAUUGUUGAGUUGGUACAUCAGAAUGGGAUAUAAACUUGUCAAGUUGGGGGACUUUGGUCAAGAUUAUCCUGAUCUGUUCAAGUUGCUAGCUGGGCCGACGGAGUAUAGAGUUUUUGAGAAGACUCUUGUAUGA
Fusarium pseudograminearum CS3096 is the source of this 552-nucleotide messenger RNA. RefSeq lists its product as uncharacterized. The transcript has a single exon. The coding region runs from base 1 to 552 and encodes 183 amino acids. Gene Ontology annotation, molecular function: acyltransferase activity, transferring groups other than amino-acyl groups. The record is from RefSeq and is a predicted model, not a curated record. Lineage: Eukaryota; Fungi; Ascomycota; Sordariomycetes; Hypocreales; Nectriaceae.